Molecule: messenger RNA, 408 nt
Organism: Cornus florida
Lineage: Eukaryota; Viridiplantae; Streptophyta; Magnoliopsida; Cornales; Cornaceae
Exons: 2
Coding region: 10-408 (132 amino acids)
Source: RefSeq, a predicted model, not a curated record
CAAUAUCGGAUGUCAUUUAUCGAUGAUCACAUGGUGGUCACAAGUAGUCAUCAGCAACACUCACCUCAUCCUGUGCAAGCAAUAAGAAGAGAAAACCGCCCCAGCUUGUAUCAUCAUCAGCAUCAUCAUCAUCGUCGUGACAUUGAAACCAGAGGAAGAGGUGGUCGUCCUUCUCUGGCUCCGGUCUAUACCAUGAAUUCGAGUAACAGCCUCAUACCCAUUCAUCAAUUAGCGCCACACCAGAGACACCUUUUCGGAGAUUAUCUACCAGAAGAUGAUGUGCUCGUGCUGGAUGAUUCUUCAGAUUACUCCCUUUAUAGUGGAAGCGGGCCUCACAUUCCGGCAACCCCCAAUUCAGAUAAUUUCCCUGAUAAUAUGUCUUACGAGGUAUCUACAAUACCAAGUUAA